Messenger RNA from Nymphaea colorata (pocket water lily), 1442 nucleotides. RefSeq names its product alpha-amylase-like. Gene Ontology annotation, molecular function: alpha-amylase activity; calcium ion binding. The transcript is spliced from 4 exons. Bases 8 to 1282 code for a protein of 424 amino acids. The record is from RefSeq and is a predicted model, not a curated record. NCBI's taxonomy places the organism in Eukaryota, Viridiplantae, Streptophyta, Magnoliopsida, Nymphaeales, Nymphaeaceae. Gene Ontology annotation, biological process: carbohydrate metabolic process.
UUCGAAUAUGGCUUCUUACCCCCUGCUCACGUUUUUCCUGCCUUUUCUCUUCCUUUUCAUUGCUCGCCUGUUCAAUGUUUCUGAUGCUCAACUCCUCUUUCAGGGGUUCAACUGGGAAUCAUCAAAGAACCCACAAGGAUGGUAUCGAGUUCUCAAGAACUUGGUGCCACAGAUAGCAGAAGCGGGCGUCACUCACGUAUGGCUUCCUCCACCCUCGCAGUCUGUUUCUCCUGAAGGUUACCUGCCGGGCCGAUACUACGAUCUUAAUGCAUCAAAAUACGGCAACGAAAGGGAAUUAACGGACCUCAUAAGGACAUUCCAGGCAUCAAAUAUCAAAUGCAUAGCCGACGUCGUGAUCAACCAUCGGACGGCGUCUCGGAAGGACAGGCGCGGCGUAUGGGCUGUGUUUAGUGGUGGGAAGGGCGACAGAAGCCUCAACUGGGGGCCCUGGGCCAUAUGCAAGGAUGACGUUGAGUACUCCGACGGCACCGGAAACUACGACACAGGAGAUGGCUACGGUCCGGCACCGGACAUCGACCACCUGAACCCCAGGGUGCAGAGGGAUCUCACUCAGUGGCUCGUCUGGCUCAAGACCCAAGUGGGGUUCGACGGCUGGCGGCUGGACUUCGCAAAGGGGUAUUCGACCGCCAUAACCAGAGGCUACAUACAACGGGCCACGCCGCAGUUCGUGGUGGGUGAGGUGUGGAGCUCGUUGGGCUCCGACCCAAUUCAAGGCCCCGAAGCUCACCGGAGGGAGCUGGACAACUGGGUGAAAGAAGCCGGCGGAGUGGCCACUGCAUUUGAUUUUACCACCAAAGGAGUGCUGCAGUCUGCUGUGACGGAUGAGCUAUGGCGGUUGAAGGACCCACAGGGAAGGCCCGCCGGUCUGAUCGGAAUCUCGCCAGAGAAGGCUGUGACGUUCAUAGACAACCACGAUACAGGAUCCACACAGAAAAACUGGCCUUUCCCGCCGGACAAAGUCAUGCAAGGAUACGCCUACAUUCUCACACAUCCUGGAAUCCCUUCAAUUUUCUAUGAUCAUUACUUUGACUGGGGUUUGGCUAAAGAGAUAAAGAUGCUAAGCGGGAUCAGAGCGAGGAACGAGAUCAAGCCUCAGAGCUCGGUUGAGAUACUUGCUGCAGAAAGAGAUAUCUAUGUUGCUAAGAUUGAUGGGAAGGUCAUCACAAAAAUAGGGUCAAGGUAUGAUGUUGGUGGUCUGGUGCCUCCAGGGUUCUGCUUGGCUACUUCUGGGAAGGAUUAUGCCGUAUGGGAGAAAAUAUAGGCAAAAGAGAUUUGCUACUUACGUGUUUGGAGGUUUCCAUUUCUGUUCAUGCAAGUGAGGAGACACUUCGUUCACUCAUUCAUGUAGUUGUGUUUUUUAUGAACUACUGUCAGCAUCAUUUGAAAGAUUGGAUGAGUGAGUUAGUAAAUAAAUAAAAGAA